Molecule: messenger RNA, 1236 nt
Organism: Fusarium poae
Lineage: Eukaryota; Fungi; Ascomycota; Sordariomycetes; Hypocreales; Nectriaceae
Exons: 5
Coding region: 1-1236 (411 amino acids)
Biological process (GO): protein phosphorylation; spliceosomal complex assembly; regulation of mRNA processing
Molecular function (GO): ATP binding; protein kinase activity
Source: RefSeq, a predicted model, not a curated record
AUGUCAAUUUUCUCCCGGGUAUGGUCCCGACUAGGUCAUCGGGCAUCACUGCGGCCGCGUGUAUUUCCCAACUCAAACUUCAUCCGAAUCCCUGCCAGUGACAAACUUGAAGAGGAGACGCUACCAGACUAUCUCCCAGCACGCUAUUACCCUGUACGCAUCGGUGAAGUAUUCGUCGAUCGGUACCAAGUGGUUGGAAAGCUUGGCUUUGGUGCCAGCUCGACAGUUUGGCUGGCAAACGACCUAAGACAACGAUGUCACGUCGCUUUAAAGGUUUUUAUACGUUCUCAAGCACUUGGAGAACAUGCUGGGAAUGAAAUCGCCAUGUAUAAACGCAUGGAGCAACGCGCUUCUAACCACCCAGGCCGCAGCGCUGUCAGGACACUGCUAGACUCAUUCCAAGUCAAGGGACCCGAUGGCGACCAUUUGGUCCUGGCGCACCCACCACUUUGGCGAAGCGUUGAGGUUGCCAUCCGACGCAGUUCUCCCAAACGGCUACCACCCGCAGGCGUGCGCUUCGUCAUGAAGGAGUUGUUCUUGGCGUUGGAGUACUUACAUGAUGAAUGUCAAAUUAUUCACACAGAUAUCAAAGCGGACAACGUCAUGUUCGGCAUCGGCGAUCCUUCCGUCUUCGUUGACUUCGAAGAGGAAGAGAUGCAAAAUCCCUGUCCACGAAAGGAAGCGGAGGGGCGAACCAUCUACACUUCCCGUGUAAUGAAAUCCCCUGGCAAAAUUGGGCCCCCGGUAUUAUGUGACUUUGGAUCUGCCGUGUUUGGAGAUGUUGAGAACCGCGAGUGCGUGCAGCCCAAUGUCUACCGGGCCCCCGAAGUGACAUUGCAAGCUUCAUGGGACUACAAGAUUGAUAUAUGGAAUGCCGGCUGCAUGGUAUGGGACAUUUUCGAGGGCAGCCAGCUCUUCCACGGCAUUGACCCAGAGCAUCAUGAAUAUCGAAGAAGAGCUCACCUCGCUGAAAUUAUUGCACUUCUUGGGCCUCCACCAAAGUCACUACUUGCGCGCGGUGAGCUGGCUAGUAAAUUCUUCUCAGAUGAAGGCGAAUUCACUGCAGGAAUCGAUUUACCAGAAUCAACCUCGCUAGAGAAUAUCGAGACCCUUAUUGCCGGAGAUGAAAAGAAACGAUUUCUGGAGUUCAUGCAAAAGAUGCUCCAAUGGGACCCAGAACGGAGAAGUACUGCUGGAGAGCUCUUCCAAGAUGCUUGGCUGCAGGAGAAGAUAUAA